AUGCACCAAGGCCGUCUCUACUGUGUGACAAAGGGUUACUUCCAAGAGCACGUGGGGAUGAGAACAGAGCACGUGGGGAUGGGAGCAGGGCACGUGGGGAUGAGAACAGAGCACGUGGGGAUGGGAGCAGAGCACGUGGGGAUGAGAACAGAGCACGUGGGGAUGGGAGGAGGGCACGUGGGGAUGAGAACAGAGCACGUGGGGAUGGGAGGAGGGAACGUGGGGAUGAGAACAGAGCACGCGGGGAUGGGAGGAGGGCACGUGGGAAUGAGAACAGAGCACGUGGGGAUGGGGGGAGGGCACGUGGGGAUGAGAACAGAGCAUGUGGGGAUGGGAGGAGGGCACGUGGGAAUGAGAACAGAGCACGUGGGGAUGGGAGGAGGGCAUGUGGGGAUGAGAACAGAGCACGUGGGGAUGGGAGGAGGGCACGUGGGAAUGAGAACAGAGCACGUGGGGAUGGGAGGAGGGCACGUGGGGAUGAGAACAGAGCACGUGGGGAUGGGAGGAGGGCACGUGGGGAUGAGAGCAGAGCACGUGGGGAUGGGAGCAGGGGACGUGGGGAUGGGAGCAGGGCACGUGGGGAUGGGAGGAGGGUUAUGA
Closterium sp. Naga37s-1 is the source of this 600-nucleotide messenger RNA. Lineage: Eukaryota; Viridiplantae; Streptophyta; Zygnematophyceae; Desmidiales; Closteriaceae. The record is from the annotation of a GenBank genome assembly.